This is a messenger RNA of Ophidiomyces ophidiicola, 762 nucleotides long. RefSeq lists its product as uncharacterized. Gene Ontology annotation, cellular component: membrane. Gene Ontology annotation, biological process: carbohydrate metabolic process. Gene Ontology annotation, molecular function: hydrolase activity, acting on carbon-nitrogen (but not peptide) bonds. The coding region runs from base 1 to 762 and encodes 253 amino acids. The record is from RefSeq and is a predicted model, not a curated record. Lineage: Eukaryota; Fungi; Ascomycota; Eurotiomycetes; Onygenales; Onygenaceae. The transcript has a single exon.
AUGCUCGGCCUGCUCUUCCUGCUGCUGGCCGUGCUGACGCCGUUCUACCUCGUGUACAAGCCGCCGCAGGUGCUCAUGCGGUAUCUGCAGCGGCGCUGGCCGGACGUGCUGUGGCACGUCGACACCACGGAGAAGCUCGUGGCGCUGACCAUCGACGACGCGCCGUCGCCGUACACGCCCGAGAUCCAGCGCGUGCUGGCGGAGCACGGCGCCGCCGCGACGUGGUUCGUCAUCGGCGCGCAGGUCGACGGCCGCGAGGCCAUGCUGGCCGACCUCGUCCGCAGCAACAAUAAUGGGAGCAAUGACCAUGGGAGCAGCAGCAUCCGCCACGAGCUGGCCAACCACGCCAUGCACGACGAGACCUCCAAAGCGCUCAGCGACACCGUGCUGCGCGAGCAGAUCCUCGCCGUCGAGCGUCUCAUCCAGCGCGCCUACACCAGCACCAGCACCGCCAACCACUCCCCGCCUAAAUACUUCCGCCCGGGCGGCGGAUUCUUCAGCGCGCGCAUGCGACGGCUGAUGGCCGCGCAGGGCUACCGGCUGGUGCUGGGCGACAUCUACCCGCACGACGCGUUCGUGCCGUACUGGCGCGUCAACGCGCGACACGUGCUGUCGCUGCUGCACCCCGGCGCCAUCAUCAUCUGCCACGACCGCCGCCGCUGGACCGCGCCCAUGCUGCGCGCCGUGCUGCCCGAGAUCCGCCGCCGCGGCUACCGCGUGGUCACCGUGUCCGAGCUGCUGCUGCGCGCAGGCCGUGCGUGA